Pseudozyma flocculosa PF-1 is the source of this 3342-nucleotide messenger RNA. RefSeq lists its product as uncharacterized. The coding region runs from base 1 to 3342 and encodes 1113 amino acids. The record is from RefSeq and is a predicted model, not a curated record. Gene Ontology annotation, molecular function: protein binding. The transcript is spliced from 6 exons. Lineage: Eukaryota; Fungi; Basidiomycota; Ustilaginomycetes; Ustilaginales; Ustilaginaceae.
AUGGCCGUGUACCUCGACGGCGAGCUGGUAGCUCGCAUCGUCCUCGUCGAGAGGGAGCCCGUGCUCAUGGACGAGGACAGCGAUGUUGACGACGCCGCCAUCGCCCUCCGGCUGCCCCCGCUGGCGCCCGCUCCGGUCGGUGGCGGAGAGAGCGGCGAUGCCCCGCCCGCAUACAUCCCGCAGCUGCCGAUCGAGAUCAUCAUGAAGAUCUUCUACUCGCUCGAGACGAGUCAGGUCCUUGCCUUUUCGCGUGUCAGCAAGGCCUUCAGGGCCGUCACCGAGGACCCGCACUGCAUCGCCGAGCACUUCAUCCAGCAGCACUACCCGCACUCGAUCUUCCGAGCCAUCAGCUACUCUCGCACCUUCACCGCCGAAGUCUUCGAUAACCUCAUCAAAAGGGGCGCGCCGCUUUCGCGCAGCCUGGUCCAGGAGCUCGGCCGAGGCCGCUUCGGCGCGUGCCCCUCGAGCCGCUACAGGUACUACGACGAGGAGUUCCACGACUUCCCCUACUACCCCACCUCCUGGGGCCUCAAGCUCAAGUUCAGCGCGUGCCUCGCCGUGAUGAAGAAGGGCGAAGAGAUGUACGGCGACGGCGUUCGCUUCGAGCACUUGCAGUCGGACGAGGAGACGGUCGCCACGCUGACCGAGGGGACGCUGUGGUCCGCGUGGUCGAGAGACAGCACUUCCCUUCGCGAGCUGAUGGAGCAGGGACGCUACCUGCCCCUUCCGCGGCACGAGGGCCUGACUCGCGGCGAGACUUUCAUCUCGAGGAUCAUGGCAAAGUUCCCCGACGUCGUUCCGCUCGCCCUGGGCCCCUGCCAAUGGGAACCUACCGGCGAGCAGCGACGCCAAGCCCUGUCGACCGUCUUCAUGUGCCUGGACCAGCCCGAAGGCAUCGACGCUUGUGCCAAGAUCCUCGAAAAGGCCGAGCAGCUCCGCCAGUAUCCGGGCUUCGACCUCACCUUCGAGCUUGCAAGCGACGUCGUCCGGGACUCUCUUGACGCCGACAACCUGCGCCCGCUCCGCGCGGCCUCGAUCGACGGGUUCGAGAAACAGGUCAAGGUGCGGGACGGCUACCGUGCCCUGCUCCAACUCGACGAAAAGGGCGCGCUGGACUUCAAGCUCGCGUCGGUCGUCGACGCCGCAGUCCGCAAGGACUGGACCCGGGAAUGGCCGCUGUCGUCGUUCAAGGCUCUGCAAAAGGCUGCCCGGGACUUUCCGUCCAACUCGUUGCUGAUGGCGACGCCGGUGCUGCUUGCGCUGUGCCAGUACAUCCAGAAGCAUGGCAGGGGCGCUAUCAACUUCGGCACAGAGCUCGAGUGUGUCCGCAUCACCGACGUGUCGAUCGCCAACACACUGCUGUCGAGGAGCAUCACGAAUGUCGAUCUCGUCCUCGACAUCGCCGCCGAGGUCAUCCCCGACUUUGACGAGGGUGCCCUCGUUCGCUCGACGCUGCCCAAACUGCUCUGCCAGCCCUUCAGGGAGGGGAUCCUUCUGGCUCUGCACCGCAGGCGGCCUGACUUCGCUGGCAUGCUCGAGGAGGCCCUGAUGGUUCAAGACUUCCACAUCCAGGAGCUGACCGCGGCCACCAAUCAUCCAAAGCUUCGCUGCCACUUCUACAAGUUCGGCCAGCCCGCCGCUUCGCCUGCCCCCCGAGCUGCAGGGGACGCGCCCGGCAUGCGCAGCAUCCUCUCGUUCGAGACAGCCUACAGGUCGUACUCCCGCCACGACUGGUUCAGCACGCGAGCGCUCAACUGCAAGUACAAGUCCUUUUUCACCAACUUCUGGAAGCUCAACGGCCACACCGCGCCGGGUGCCGACGGCGCCGCACAGGACGACCUGAUCCCAGGCCCCAACAUCUUCGGCCUGACGCCGUCCUUCCCGGCGGAGCCUGCACAGCCUGCUGACAGCGAUGCCUCCGGCCAGUCCUCCUCAACCGCGGGACCCUCGACAGCCCCUAGCCACGGCGCGCGCGAGCAGCAGCCCACGGUCGAGCCCGAAGCAUCGCACUUCAUCUUCCCUGGGCACUUCCACAACAAGCAGUCGGUCGAGUGCGUUCAGAUCCUCGGUCGCUCGCCGGCGGCUUCGCUGGUCCUCUCCCACGCACUCAUCAACGGAGCCGGCUCGGAACUCAUGAGCGCCCUGGUCACCGCCAUGAAGCCGCUGUCGUUCGACCUGGGCCACUGGAAACUGCUCGCCUGGCUCGGACAGGCCCCGCCGCAGGUGAUGGUCGACGCCAUCGCCUACGGCGCCCCCUUUUCGACCGACGGCAACCCCUGCGACAUCCCGCGCUACGACAUGCACCUGCUCAACACCAAGCGCAGGAUCGCCAAGGGCGAGAAGGCCCUCGCGCGAAAGAUCGCCGGGGCCGAAGGCGACGCGUCUUGUGCAGGGUCCAGCGCCGCCGCCGCCGCCGCCGCCCGCACGCCUCCGAGGUUCAAUGCAGCUCGGGACUUGAAGGGCAAGGAGACCAAGCUGGCGCUGCUCGAGGCCGAGGGCAAGGCUGCGGCCAGCUGGGACGCCCAUUACCCGCCCAAGACGGCCGAAGACAGGACUGCGGCGUACACCAAGCCCUCCGAGGACCACAGGCCGGUCCGUAUCGGCUUCGGCAGGAGCGUCGUCUACCUCUCGGAGGACGAGACGCGACGCCGCCUCAAGUCGAUCACCGAGUGGAUCGACCACCUCGAGGGCCUCCUUCGCCUCGAGCUCAAGCUCCACAGCCUCGAGGUCUUCCUCGCCGCGGAAAGCGGCGAGGCGCGUGCAGUCGAGAAGACGGCCUUCCUCCGUGAGCUCGAGCGCAAGUACGCCGGCGCCCCCCUGCCCAUGCUGCGAGGCACCCAGCGGGAGCUGCAGCGGACGGUCGACCAGUUUGAAAAGCAUGCCCUGGCCAAGCGCGCCGACGCAGGCGACUUCGGCGCGGCGCUGACGCUCGAGCUGGCGGCGCUCGAGGAAGACUUUGAGAAGCACCACGAGGCCAUGCCUGCACUCAACCCCGACGGCUCGAAGCCGCACGCCGCCAAGCGCCGCUGCGUCGAUGCCAAGCCGGGCCGCAGGCAGUCGAAGCGCGUCAGGAUGGCCGAGGACGACAGGUACGAGGACAGCGCCGACGAGACGUUCGACAUCGACAGGGAGCUCGCAAGGGAGAGGCUGAGGAAGAUGCGGGCCCGCAGGGAGCGAGUCAGGUCCAAGCGAGCUGCCGCGACUGCCGCCGUCGAGGGCGACGCCGACCUCGCCCCUGACGCCGCAUCCGGAGGUUCUGGAUCCUGCUUAGAGCCCGGCGACGAUGACAGCGCAGACGACUCCAGCGACGGCGACAUCGACGACGAGGACGUCGAAGAGUGA